This is a messenger RNA of Monomorium pharaonis (pharaoh ant), 6360 nucleotides long. Its product is annotated as (E3-independent) E2 ubiquitin-conjugating enzyme. Lineage: Eukaryota; Metazoa; Arthropoda; Insecta; Hymenoptera; Formicidae. Bases 1 to 4020 code for a protein of 1339 amino acids. The record is from RefSeq and is a predicted model, not a curated record. The transcript has 8 exons.
AUGGCUGCCGCGGCGAACGUCGCACCGGAGAAUCAGUACUUCUACGAGGAUGUCGUCUACCGGUUGGACAAGCGGGGCAACGUCGUCUUCGGCAUCGUCAUGGAGAACGACGACCUGGACCUGUCAGAGGAGAGCACCGACAGCGAAGACAAUCUGCCGAAGCGCAAGAAGGGCGAGAUCCGGAUGAUCUGGCACCCGUCCGGUGUCGAGGAGUUGGUCAAUUGCAAGAAGGUUCAUCUGGCCGAUAGGACACUCAUGCCUGGUGACGUCGUGCGUAGGAUGAUUAAGGGAAAGGAUACACAGAGAGGCUAUUGUAGGGAUGUGGAGUUAACCGCCUGUGUACAAGUUAUUGGUACCAAACAAGUUCUCACAGAUAUUAAGAGCGAAGAUCUAAUUCCAUUGCAGGAAUUUGCGACAGAUAUGGCGGUGUGCAUGGACUCCUGGGUUGGCGGGAUUAGAAUGAUGCACGUCAAAUUAUGGCUAGUAACACCAGAUGGAUCUCACUGUGUCAUAAACGACAUGGAUUCCUGUGUGCUAGGACAAUUGGAAGAGGCACGAGAUAGCGAUAAUGAUUUUCCACAUCCGACCGAAUUCUAUCCUGGUCAGAGUCUGUGGGGUCCGAUUCACUGUCUAGAGGAGGCGCAGUGGAUACAGUGCACAAAAGAGAUGAAAGCGAAGAGGAAAUUAAAACCACAAAAAAUAACUAAAGUGAUUGUGGAAAAGGUGGAGACCGAUUGGAUAGGCGUGCGUUGGCAGUGCCGGGCUUACUCGAAAGACGGCGCCUGGUCCGAUCAGGCGCAGCCAAAUUUCGUGAUCGAGGGUGAAGAUUUGAAAAAAGUGAAAUUGUUAAACGUAUUCGAACCCUCGACGGUACAAGUCGGCAAUCGUAAUUUUUACAUCAUUAAGGGCAACGAAAACGUUAUUACACGUGAACAGUGGCGAAAGCAACAGAGGGAUAUUUAUCAAGUUCCUAAACAAAGUCCAAAAAAGACCAAAAAUCCAAAUAUUACAGUGACAAAGUUGACGGACGAUAAGAAGAAAGAACAGAAGAAGGAUAAAACAUCCGAUCAGCAACCGGUAGAAGAGAACGGUCAAAGUAACGACGUUCAUUCUCAAGAUACAAUAAGUAACAACGUUUUGCUGCUGCCGCCUCAAAAUCAACGCGCUGAAAGUUCAGACGAAUGGGAUACGGAAGAUACGGGUUCGCAAAGUGACUCUGCUUCGGUUUCUAGCUGCUGUUCCAGCAUGUCAUCAGUGGGAAAGAAAAAGAAGGGUCCUGCAUUGAUGACGAAAGUGCUGAAGAAAAAGAAAUUGCGAAAAGCAAAAAAGAAAGUACCGCCUGUUCCAUUAGUUCCCGGGACUAAAGUAGUCGUAGAAACGUUAUCCACUAACACAAAAGCGAAUGUGGUGUGGCAAGACGGCUCAGUAGAAUUUGGCAUACCAUCGACACAGUUAUAUCCAAUUCAUCACCUAGAUGAUAAGGAAUUUUUCCCAGGUGAUUUUGUCGUAGAUCAGAAAGAAGAAUCUAGAAUGUAUGGUGUUGUACAAAGUGUCGACCAUCAAGGCCGUACUGCCAAAAUAAAAUGGUUCCGUACAUAUACUUCUAGUCAAAAUCCAGAACCGAUUUUUCUGGAGGAGCGUGAGGUGAGCGUUUACGAUUUGAAGGAUCAUCCAGACUUUCAGUACCGACCGGGAACUUUAGUGAUCCGAAUAGCGAAUUUCGAGGGCGAAGACGCCGGAUGUACCGCUGGUCAAGUAUUAGACAAUUAUCCAGAAGGACGAGUAAAAGUUUGGUGGAUCGAUGAUCACAUUAGCAUGUGCUGGCCACAGGAUUUGUACAAGGUUGGCGAAUACGAUAGCGAUGAAGGAGAACUGUGGGAUUCGUCGUCUGACUCGUCGUGGGAAACAGAACUCGAAGAUUGUUUCAUCGCGGAUAAUGAUGGUACCGAGCAGACGGAAUUGGAUAACAUAAAGCCGAAAUUGGCGGCGCAUAUCGAGAAAGCUAGAAUCGCAAUGUCGCGAUUAGAAGAGAUCUUUACACAAAACCCGUCCCUGCAGACGACUGAAGUGAUGAGAAAGCUCCUCGAGGUUUAUAAAGAUUGCCGUUACAUGGAUAAACUGAUGGGUACUGCAUUUUUCCACGAAUGCCACUUCCAGGGACUUCUUGAGCGAGUGAGAGAACACGGCAGGGCGAACGUCGCGCAGCGCAUGGCGGAUCAAGUCACGAGGCUCUUUACGCCGAAAUCCGAAUACCCGGAAGAAUGCAUAGAUAAAGAUGACUCAAAAAAAUCGAGCAACAGCGAGGAUCCAUGCGCGAUUAGUAUAACGGAGAAGCAGCAAAUCGCUAGUACAGUUAUCAACGAAUCGGAGAACGACAAUACACUAAAUAUUGAAAGCAAUGCGAAAAAACAGAAUGAGGAGGAGAAUGUUAAUCGAUUAUUCAUAUGUCCCAAUCCAAAUCCCGAGGAUUCCGGAUUAUACUCGGCAGAAAACUCAAAGAAGGAGUCAGGCUCAAGCGAGUCCAGCGGAGAAUUCCUCAUAAGCGAGGACGUUAUUAACGUACCGGAAUGUUCGUCCACGAUAAACGGUAUAACCUCGCCCGAGAAAACCGAGCCGAAUAAAGUGAAAAAAGUGCCGACGAGCCUGCUGACCUCUCAAAGUAUCGGCACGUCACAAGUAUGCGUCAAACUUUGUAAUUUGAUAAAAGCACAACUCGUAUUGGCGCACGCUGAGGUGUCGAAGAGAUUUGGUCUGGGAAAAAUGUCACUGUCAGACGCGGAAAAGACCUCGUCCCCGCGGAAAAAGCAGAAGAGCGAGGAGGAAGAACGUCCGAACGAAAUUGCGACGGAUUCGACCUGUUCCAUCGAGAUUCCACCAACGGUUUACACUGAAGGCGAGGGUUUCUCCAUUGAGGAAACUGCGCCUGAUAGUCACAAAUUUAAACUGACUAUGUUCCAGCCUACCGAUCUGACCAACUUUUUCCGUACGGUCUCCAAAGAGUUGAAACUGUUGAAAAGCUCACUCCCGCCAGGUGUUUGGGUGAAGGGAUUCGAGGACCGUAUAGAUCUGUACUCCGUAAUGUUCCGUGGUCCUGAGAAGACGCCCUAUGAAGACGGACUCUUCCUUUUUGAUUUCCAAUUAUCUGCCGACUAUCCGGCUGCACCGCCUCUCUGUCAUUACAUAUCUUAUUGCAGCGACCGGCUGAAUCCCAAUCUAUAUGAAGAUGGAAAGGUAUGCGUAAGUCUGCUGGGUACGUGGUCCGGUCGUGGCACGGAAGUGUGGACAAGCUCGUCAACUCUGUUGCAAGUGAUAGUCUCGAUACAGGGUCUGAUCCUUGUGAGUGAGCCGUACUUUAACGAGGCCGGCUUUGAGAAACAGAAGGGCUCGCAACAAGGGUGCGAGAAUUCAAGAAUGUACAACGAGAUGGUGGUGCUGAAGCUGGUGCAAGCCCAAACUAAACUGCUGCUACAUCCACCGCCUGUAUUUAAGGACAUAAUCAUCACACACUUUAAAAGACACGCUGAGAAGUUGCUGCAAAGAUUGGAGUUGUGGAUGGAGAUAUCUGAACAGCAUAACAAUCAGCAUCCACUGUCUCCCGUUACUCCUACUACGUUUAAAAAAAUUUCAGAUAUUGAUGAGAAAGUAUUACCCGAGUUCCCGCUCAUUCCAGCGUCUCGCGGUUUCUGUAUAACUCUCCGCAAGACUCUAGCGACGUUCAAAACAGUGCUCAUUAAAAAAAAUAUAAUACAGAGGUCGGAUGACUGGCAGGACAAUGAAAACACCACGGAGUUAUUAAAUAAUAUCACAAAUCAGUGCCAAGAAACGUCUGAAUCUGUUGAUGGUAAAGCAACAGAGUGUGACGGGAGUAGUAACAGCAAUAGCAGCAGCAAUACGCAAGAAAAUAGCAAAAAGCCAACCUUAAAUGGUAAUCAGUUUAAGGAAGCGAUUUCCGCAACGAAUAGUUCCGCCGCGGCGCCGAGCGAAACGAAAAAAAAUACUUCGAGCCAAAACACCAGCUAGCCACAAGGUAAAAGUAAGCAUAAAUCGAAAUGCUUAGCCCGUUUAAAUUAUAUGGCUAUUCGGUAAUAAAAGAGAUAUAAAUAUAUUUAUUAGAAUGCAUAUAUAUACAUAUUCUCUAUUAUAUAUAUUUAUAUAUUAUAUCAUUAUAAAUAUAUAAAAUAUAUAUAUAGUUAAUAUACAUAUAUAUACAUUUUCUAAUAAUUUAUUGCAAACGAAAUUUUGAAUCAUACACAUACAUAUACACACACUUGCGAUACGUAUCUAUUGGUGGUAUUUAAUAACGAUGCGAUAAUUCCUAACAAAAGCUCCACGGCAGUUGUUGUUCCAUAGCUAGAGAAGAGUUUGAAAAUAAUCAUGAGAAUAACCAUAGCGACACUUAAAAGGCGCAAUUAAUUAGUUAUAAAAAGAAAUGUAACGUGCGCACAUAUACGUAACACGCACAUACACGAUUUCGUAUACUAUCUAGACGAACUAUAAAAUUCACAAUGACAUUUCGGCAAAGUAAAAAAAGGAAAGAAAAAACUUAUAUAAUACUGUUCUCGCAUUUAGUUCCGUAUUUUUGAAGCGAAGGUAUUAUAUGCGUUGUCGGUGACAAAUAAAAAGUAGCUUUAAUCAAUCUAGCAAACAAAAAAAAUAUAUAUGUAUCUUAAGUAUAUAUAUAUAUAUAUUUUUUUUUUGUAGUAGUGCGGAAAUAUGAGCAAAAUUUACAUUUCUGUAAAAAAAAAAAAAAAGAAAAGCUAUGGAAGAUAAAAGUCAGUAACAAUAUAUUGGAUUAAUAAGAAAAUCCAAUAAGAAUUAAAAAAAUUUGUUAAUUCUGCGCAGCGCAUUUUCACGAAAGAAUGCACUUUCACUAAUAAUUAUUAUCGGAAUCGUAAUUAGGUCGGUUAUUCUUGUCGAAGUAUUUCUUGAAGUUAUUAUGCCAUCCAAGUAUUACGACUAUUCUCAAGCAAAGUGACUUUAAUCGCAGGCGUGUGAGACAUAGUUUAGAAAAAAAUUUAUAUAGAUGGGAUCUUCAUAAUGGCUAUGUCCGGUAUUAUGAAUUUUCUUAGCAUAGCUUGUAAAGGAUAGAUAUUUAGAAAGAAAUGCAUUAAUCUUUACUGUCAAUUUUCCUUUUCCGAGAUUUUCCAUACAUUCGUCGGAGAUAGAAUCUCCUUUCAUUCCUAUUAUUUUUCGAAGUAUAUCACAUGGAAGGACUGAAUGUUUUAUUUGAUGUUUUACAAUAAUAUUAAUAAUUAUUACUUAAUAUGUUAAUAAUUAAGGUGCACCGUAAUACAUAUGUAAUAUAAUUUAUUUAUUUCGUUUAUUUCGAUUUGUAAGAUGUAUUGGGCGAGGAAGUUGUUUCCUGUGGAACUAUAGUUUAUCAUGAUGCUCAUAAAAAAAAUAGCAAGAUGAAAAAACAGAAAAAACUCAGAUCGAUUCUAUUUAGAAUCAUAGCACAAAAUGGUAGCAGUAUUCAUAAUAAAUAUUUAUCGGGAAUUAUUUUGUCUCGUUCUUUUUUUUAAAGGAUUUUCAAAGGAAACAUGUACUCGCCGUCGUUCAAUUGAUUAACGGAGCUCUCAAAGUGUCGAAUUUCCUACACGUCUUCGCUUAGUGAAAGACAGAUAGGAAAGGUUCAAGAAAUUUGUGGUGCUGACGAAUAAAAUUAUAUUAGAAAAGACAGCAAUGUCUUUGGUCCUUGUUACGACUGUAAAUGAUUGUAUAUGCUAAUAAGGAUGGAGAAAGAGGCGCGUUGUGCGAAGUCGCCGAAAUGUGAAACGGAAUUGGGAAUGCCUUGUACAUGUGCCAGCUAUAUUUGUAUUGAUUACGAUAAUUAUAUUCAUGAGUCGCGUUCACACAUAAAGUUUUAUUUCACGUCGCAUUUCUUUCGAAAGAGAAAAAGAAACAUUUGGCGAGAAAGAGUCGCCUGAAUGUGAACGAAUUACCACAAUCACAGUCGAUGCUUUCAAACGUAACACAUAUAUGCAAAAAAAAGAAUGUAUUCUAGUCUGAUGUGAAGUGUGUAUGGCGGAUUUUUAUUUAACCUUUUUUUUUAAUGGACUAUGUUCUUCUCGCCUCUCCCCCAUCGCUCUUUUUCGUUGUCAUUCGUCAUCAGACCCAAUCAUCACCAUAUGUUAAAUUACAUUUAAGAUUUUGUAUUUAUUCUCUGAAAUUAUCGUUUUACAUUAUAAAAUAUAUUUUUGGAGGCGUGCACAUGCAUACACACAUUCGUUAAGUUCAAUUCGUAAUUUCAUCGACUAACUGCAUCGAUCAAACUGAAUAAUUGCAAUAAUUCUGUAAUAAUUUGCUAUGUAAUUCAGUUUCCUUAAUUUGGAUCAAUAAAAGAUCAUAAAAAGAUGAAGG